CGUAAGAACAAACAAAAUACUCAGAGAUCUCAACAGAAAUUGUGGUUGAGAACAAGUCUUUCCACACUCCAUAUAGGUUAAAGAAACUACCAAACAAAUACCACUGCAAAAGCCAUUAACACCGGUUCCCGUUCUUCCUCUUUCUGCAUCUCCGUUCAAUUUCACCGCAACCUGAAAAAGAAACAACAACUUUGGUCCAUAUUAACCUUUUUUUCAUGCAAAUAUUGAACACUGUAGGGCUUUAUUGCCUAAUAUAGUAUAUCUAAUUCUGGGUAUAUUAAAGGCAGCUUUGAGUUUUUGAAUUAAUGCUAGCUGUGUCACCUUUGAGAAACACAACUAAAGAUGAGAACAAAGGAGAGAUGGAGAGUUAUACUAUCGACACACAAGAAUUUCCUGACUUCUCAGACACGAACUUACUUGAUAGUAUCGAUUUUGACGAUCUUUUUUUGGGCAUCAACAACGGUGAUGAGUUGCCGGAUUUGGAGAUGGACCCGGAACUCCUCGCAGAUUUCUCCAUUAGUGGCGGAGAAGAAUCGGACAUUAACACAUCAGUUUCUGUGGAAAAAGCUGAGGAUAAUUUGAAAAGAGAGGAGGAAGACAAGGUGUCGGGUUCCGGUUCCGGUUCAGGUUCAGUUUCGAGUAAAGGAGAUCAAGAGAUUGCGAGUAGAAGAGAGGAGCCUCCUUUAAAAACCUUCACUGAAGAUCAUGGAGACAAGGGAAGAAAAUCAUCGGCACAAGCAAAGAACAAUAAUCAAGGGAAGCGAAAAGUGAAGGUGGAUUGGACGCCAGAACUGCACAGGAGGUUCGUCCAAGCAGUGGAGCAGCUGGGAGUGGAUAAGGCAGUGCCUUCGAGGAUUCUAGAGCUUAUGGGAAUCGAUUGUCUCACUCGCCAUAACAUUGCUAGCCAUCUUCAGAAAUAUCGUUCACAUCGGAAGCAUUUACUAGCACGAGAAGCGGAGGCGGCAAGCUGGAGUCAGAGACGGCAAAUGUAUGGAGCUGCCGCGGCUGGAGGAGGAAAGAGAGACAUGAAUCCUUGGCUUGCACCCACACCCACCAUAGGUUUCCCUCCCAUAACUCCCAUGCACCACCACUUUAGACCCUUACACGUGUGGGGUCAUCCCACCAUGGACCAAUCUGUAAUGCACAUGCGGCCUAAACAUGUAAGCCACUCACCACCACCACCGCCUCCACUGUCAUGGGCUCAGCCUCGUCCUCCUCCACCACAUAUUGACCCUUCAUACUGGCACCACCAUCAUCACCAACGAAUUCCAAAUGGACUAAUACCAGGAACGCCUUGCUUUCCACAGCCACUUGCAACUACGAGAUUUCCUGCACCACCGGUCCCUGGUAUUCCACCGCCUCAUCAUGCAAUGUACAGACUAGAGCCUGGCAUCGGCGUUCCAACAGCAUCAUCAGGCCCCAAUCCUCUCGUCGACUUCCAUCCGUCGAAAGAGAGCAUAGAUGCAGCUAUUGGAGAUGUUUUAUCAAAACCAUGGCUGCCACUUCCUCUCGGCCUGAAACCUCCUUCUCUGGAUAGUGUGAUGGGGGAAUUACAGCGACAAGGAGUCCAAAAAAUACCACCCAGUUGCGCUUGACCCAUCCCUUGUAAGUUGUUUGUUCCAUUAAUGGUGGUUAUGAGGACACUCAACAACAAAAAAUUCGACGACAUUUCUUUACUUGAUGUAAACUUGAUCUAAAAUGAGAGUUUUUUCUCCUUACUUUCCCCUUUCUUUGCAGCUCUUGAUUACUGAGUGUUUGACGCUAAUAGUUUUUGUAACAGUUUCAAGAAUAUGAGAUAAUAAUAACUUGAGACUUCUAUACA
Mangifera indica (mango) is the source of this 1822-nucleotide messenger RNA. Its product is annotated as transcription activator GLK1-like. Gene Ontology annotation, cellular component: nucleus. Gene Ontology annotation, molecular function: DNA-binding transcription factor activity; transcription cis-regulatory region binding. Gene Ontology annotation, biological process: positive regulation of DNA-templated transcription. Lineage: Eukaryota; Viridiplantae; Streptophyta; Magnoliopsida; Sapindales; Anacardiaceae. Bases 306 to 1595 code for a protein of 429 amino acids. The transcript has 6 exons. The record is from RefSeq and is a predicted model, not a curated record.